GUGACCGAGUGAGUCCCCAGGGCUCCUGAAUGGAAAAUAUGGGGAGGGGGCUAUGUCCAUGUGCACAUGCUGGGACCCACCAAUAAACCAUGCAAGAUGCCGCAGGAGCUUGUACCAUCACCUCCUACGGUGUUCUGAGUACUUUCCACCUGUACUGUCAACUCAGCGCCGGCACAGAAAUGGCGCAUGGUUGAUCGCACCUCUGAACUCAUUUCAGCCAUGCUGGACGUGCUGUUUUCACUGUUCCCUGCAGGUGGAGCGGUAUGUCGGUGAAAUUAAAGGUGGCCUGAGACCAGCCAUGAAACUCACGGUCAUCGGGGUGGUACACUCCAACCCCAAGAGCUUUUCAGUGACUCUGCUCUGUGAUCCAGUGGAUGCGCACAAAGAUGUUGGGCUGUUAUUUACAGUUAACUUCAGUGACAAAUCCAUCACCCGAAAUGCACGAAUUGCUGGGAAAUGGGGAAGAGAAGAGAAGACUAUUCCCUACUUCCCAUUUACGGCAGGUGACACAUUUAAGAUGGAGCUUUUAUGUGAACACCAGCAAAUCCGAGUCUUGCUUGAUGGACGGCAGCUCUGUGACUUCACUCACCGCAUUCAGCCCCUGAACUUGGUGAAAGCUUUGCAGAUCACAGGGGACAUCAGCCUUACCAAAGUGGCUUGAAAAAAAAGAGAUCACAGUGUCACCAGAGGACAGAGGCAAAUGUAGCAUUGCCGUGAAUUGAAACGUUUCAACAGCUAUGGAUUUCACAGUCUUCUCUGGACCAGCCCUAGGAAAUGGUAUCUGUAGCUGAAACUGCGUUGCCCAUUCCUGUAUCUAAUUAAAACUGCAGCUUUGCUGGCAAACAUCUUUACCAGCUCUGUUAAAUAUUGGAA
Egretta garzetta (little egret) is the source of this 873-nucleotide messenger RNA. RefSeq names its product galectin-related protein A. The transcript is spliced from 6 exons. The record is from RefSeq and is a predicted model, not a curated record. Lineage: Eukaryota; Metazoa; Chordata; Aves; Pelecaniformes; Ardeidae. The coding region runs from base 53 to 661 and encodes 202 amino acids. Gene Ontology annotation, molecular function: carbohydrate binding.